AGCAGGGCAGUGAUGGAAAGGCUGAGAGGAGAGUACCAGCAAAGCUUCCAACAGUACAGACCCAAGUCGAGUUUCAACAUCUCCUGCACCUGUUGCCAUGAUUUCAGCACAUCUACCUGCACUGAGUGUGAUACUCUGUGCGCUGGCUCUUAUAAUCUACAACACUCCGGCAGAUGCUCAAGCAGAUUCAGCUUUGGACUGUUGCCUGAAGGUUAGCUCUCAAGUCAUCCCGAAACAUGUUGUCCUCAGUUACAGGAAUCAGAUCAGGGGUAUCGGCUGCACCAUUGAUGCUGUUGUUUUUACAACCAGGAAAGGGAGGAAGCUUUGUGCCCCUUCUGGCAAUGAAGCUCAAUGGGUUGAAGAGCUCACAAGAUUCAUUGACAACAGACUAAAGAAGUGCAAAGCGUUCAAAAUUCAGGGGAAACGCUGUGAAGGCCUGAAGACUAAAACAGCUUGAGGAAAAACAUAUUUGCACACACGCUUAAAAAUGUGGCAGCUGGCAAUGGCCUUUUUAUCAUAGUUCUGUAUCUAAACUUAAUUUUUUGUAUCUUUAUUGUUAACCAUUUUCAAAGUUUAUGUAACUUCUGUACUAACUGACUUGCUUUUGGAGCUUGGCAUGACAAUUGUUUGGCAAAUUACUUAAAAUCAUCUGUACACAUUUUGGUAAAAUGGGUGUUCUAAAUGUCUGAAUGUAAAUAAAACAAAAAAAAUACACUGUAUUUUCAGCUGUGUGAUAUUUACUUAUGUUUACUUUUAUUCAGAUCAUGUUGUUAAAUUUUUUUCAAUAAAAAGGUUUUAUUCAAAGACAA
Triplophysa dalaica is the source of this 809-nucleotide messenger RNA. RefSeq names its product chemokine (C-C motif) ligand 19a, tandem duplicate 1 (gene ccl19a.1). Gene Ontology annotation, molecular function: chemokine activity; CCR chemokine receptor binding. Gene Ontology annotation, cellular component: extracellular region. The record is from RefSeq and is a predicted model, not a curated record. The coding region runs from base 98 to 457 and encodes 119 amino acids. The transcript is spliced from 4 exons. Gene Ontology annotation, biological process: G protein-coupled receptor signaling pathway; lymphocyte chemotaxis; positive regulation of ERK1 and ERK2 cascade. NCBI's taxonomy places the organism in Eukaryota, Metazoa, Chordata, Actinopteri, Cypriniformes, Nemacheilidae.